AUGUCUGCAGUGCAACCUCCCCAGGUCUUAUUCUUUGAUACGUUCGGUACCGUCGUCGAAUGGCGAACCUGUGUCACAAACGCCCUGCGUCUUGCAGCUAAGCAAGCACUGGAUGAUCCGAGCAAGGAUCUCCCCGUGGAUGUGCGCCAGCGUGCAGCCUCUCUCAGCGAAUCGGAUUGGCAAUCUCUCGCUCAGGAUUGGCGAUCGUCCUACGGAAGAGGGAUUCGAGAGCUUUUUAACGAUGAUGAGUUGUGGGACUUGACUCUAUCCUGGCAUCGGCUUAACCCAUGGCCCGAUAGUGUUGCAGGCCUAGACCUGCUGAACACAAAGUUCACCACCUCUACUUUAUCCAACGGCAAUAUGUCUCUCCUUGAGGACCUCAAGAAAUAUGGUCAUCUACCCUUCAAUCAGCUUGUCAGCUCAGAGAAUUUUCGAGCAUAUAAACCUUCGCCGAUCGUAUAUCAUGGCGCGGCAGAUCUUCUUGAACAUACUCCGGCACAAUGUGCUCUGGUAGCGGCACAUCUCAGUGAUUUGAAAGCUGCUAAAGGCUGCGGCUUCCAGACAAUCUACGUUGAGCGAGAAUUAGAAGAGGCUUGGUCUUCUGAUCGUAUUGCACAGGCCAAAGCAGAAGGUUUCGUUGAUAUUUGGGUGGGCUUAAACGAAGGCGGUUUUGUGGAAGCUGCCCGGAGAUUGGGAAUUACGGCUUAA
Molecule: messenger RNA, 708 nt
Organism: Penicillium malachiteum
Lineage: Eukaryota; Fungi; Ascomycota; Eurotiomycetes; Eurotiales; Aspergillaceae
Product: haloacid dehalogenase, type II
Exons: 2
Coding region: 1-708 (235 amino acids)
Source: RefSeq, a predicted model, not a curated record